Molecule: messenger RNA, 3304 nt
Organism: Oncorhynchus tshawytscha (Chinook salmon)
Lineage: Eukaryota; Metazoa; Chordata; Actinopteri; Salmoniformes; Salmonidae
Product: non-homologous end joining factor IFFO1
Exons: 9
Coding region: 446-2401 (651 amino acids)
Source: RefSeq, a predicted model, not a curated record
AGCACUUGUUGUGUCUUGUGGUCACUUUGGAGCCAGAUAAGCGUUGACGGAAGACACUGGAUUUAUUUUUAAUACAAUAGAGAUUUUUCAGCAUUUAACAGUACUUUCUCUCAUAUAGGCUGUAUACCAAAACAUUACUUUUCUGAAAUACAUUUGAGUGUUGUCGCCUGCGCAUAGCCGUCGGACCGGCCUAUUCGGCAUUGUUUUUUGGGGCGACCGUUAUCCAGCAACAGAGCCAGACAGGAAGAGCGAGGGAACUUAUUCCACGAGCCUCUUUAGACCGACCGGAGAUAAAUCGAGGAAACAUUCGUAAUUAGAAACAGUUACGUAACCUGGUAUAGGUGGAACGUCACGGAUACGUCUGGUAUCCAACAACAAGUCAACUUUCAGCCUGUCAUUAUUUUAUUUUUGUGAUUUUAUACGGAGAAAAUUACCGUCCGUGUUCAUGCCAGAUCUGCAGCGCUUUAGUUUUCCAUACCAUAGUAUGAAUCCUUUGUUAGAGGCGAACUCGCUUCUCCAACAUCAACAGCAGCAGAACCAAGGAGGACCGAGUCAUCCGGAUUCCCCCUCAGGCCUUCUACCCGAAGCCGUCUUCUGCUCGCCAGACCCUACAUCUUUCUUCCUGGGCGACCAUCCCGGACUGGGCUCGGAGUCUCUGCCAGGGUUCGAUUUCACCACGCCCUCACAAGCUUACCUGCAUCUGAACCAUAAUAACCACUCUUAUCAUCGGUCUGUGCCCCAACCUCCUGCAGCGAUGGCCCUGAGGAACGACCUGGGCUCCAAUAUCAGUGUCCUAAAGACUCUGAACUUACGGUUCCGAUGCUUUCUGGCCAAAGUGCAUGAACUUGAGCGAAGGAAUAAGAUUUUGGAGAAACAACUACAACAGGCGUUGGAUGCGAAAAACAGCUGUGAUGGAAGUUGUUCUGAAAGCGCUAGACGGGCCCAUACCCAAGAAACAGGUGUACAGACCGGGUUUGUGGGAACUAUCCCGCUCAGGGCCGGGUCACUCCCGUUCCAAAACACCAAUAACUCUGCGAGACGACCCACUACCCUCUUCACACCUGCCCUCAACACUGUCCUCACGCUUGAGUCCAAGAACAAAGCUGAAACAACCCCCACCGAACCGAAUCAUAAUCCGACCAUCACAGUAAGCCUAUCAACCCCGACAAUCGACUCUCCAGCCGGGUCCAAUUCAAUCACCAACGGGAAAACUGUUUUCAGUACUGGCACUGGAACCCCCACCAACCCGCCUCCCCGGUUCCUCCCCGGUACUAUCUGGUCCUACAACCAUACCCGCAAGCUUGCUUCUGGCGUGGAGACGCGCGUCACCAGCCCCGGUGUGUCCUGGGUCCAGCCGGACGGGGUCGGGGUCCAGAUUGAUACCAUUACCCCGGAGAUCAGAGCCCUGUACAACGUCCUGGCCAAAGUCAAGAGGGAGAGAGACGAGUACAAACGCAGGUGGGAGGAGGAGUACACUGUCAGAGUGGACAUGCAGCAGAAGAUGGAAGACCUACAGGAGGACCUCCAGGAGAGUGAGGGCUGUCAGGAUGAGUUGGCUGUCAGAGUGCAGCAGCUGAAGGCUGAACUGGUGCUCUUCAAAGGCCUCAUGAGCAACAACAUGUCUGAUCUGGACAGUAAGAUCCAGGAGAAGGCCAUGAAAGUGGACAUGGACAUCUGUAGACGCAUCGACAUCACUGCUCGCCUGUGUGACGUGGCCCAGCAGAGGAACUGUGAGGAUGUCAUCCAGAUGUAUCAGGUCCCUAACACCCAGUCUGCCAUCAACUGUCGCCCUCGGAAACAGACCCCGCUGUCCGUCAACAGUAGUGAGGGUGAUGAGACUAUCAGCACCUCGGAGAGCGAUGGGGGCCUGCCCAGAGAGGAGGAGCUCUGUGGCUCGUCAGCCAAUCAGAUCAACGAGGAAAUGCAGAGGAUGCUCAACCAGCUGCGGGAGUGUGAGUUUGAAGAUGACUGUGACAGCUUGGCCUGGGAGGAGACAGAGGAGACUCUGCUGCUGUGGGAGGACUUCCCAGGAUGCACUCUGGCUCCAGAGACCACCCACCAGCCAGGAGAGCAGGAAGACCAGUGUCUGGAGAAGGUGAUUAACGACACUGAGGACUUAUUCAAAUCCAGGGAGAAAGAAUACCAAGAGACCAUCGACCAGAUUGAGUAUGACUUGGCUACAGCUAAGAGUGAUAUGAACCGUCACCUACAUGAAUACAUGGAGAUGUGUUCUAUGAAGAGAGGCCUGGAUGUGCAGAUGGAGACCUGCAGGAGACUCAUCACCCAGAGUGGGGACAGUAAGCCUGGCUCUCCUGUGGCUGGUGAGGAGAGCGUUGACCAGGCUAAGAAGGAAGGGACAACAGCGUCGCCUCUUCUCUCCAACUCUCCUCCCAGAUCAUGACCUAUCAAGACCACCUCCAUCACAUGACCUUCAUACCAUCCAAGCACUGUACCACGCAACACUCUACCGUCACUAUAGCAACGCCAUGUUUACAUUCUAAACACUAGAUGCGUAUUAGUCUAUUUUAAAUUUUCUUCAUGCUAUCUUCAUUCACAUACCUCAAAAUAGGAAAGUGGCAGAUCUAUCUGUUUUUAGCUACGGUGUAGUGUUGUGUGUUUCCAACAGCUUUUAGUCCCCUCGACUGGAAAGUGGUAUUACUAGCACCAUGGAAGUCUGUACAUAAGAAUCCACUGUUUAGCAGAGCAAAGGUAACGAGGUAAUGGAUUGAAAUACACAACUUGAAUUGAGAAUACCUCAUAGCAACGUAUGAGCAAUAUUUGAAUGAACUCAUAUGAGUUGUAGGCUAGCGUGUACUCUUAAGGUAGUCGUUGGUACUACAGAGAACCAUGGUAAUAACUCCUAUAGCAUGAUCCAUUUCCACACAGCCAUAAUGAUAAACACGCCACACACCAAUACAUUCAUGAUAGACUAGCAUAGCAGAUCAUUCUAACAGUGUGCUUUCCUGUUGCAACAUUGAGGGUUGUUUUCAGACUCAGUCAAACUCACCUAGAAGUAUAACACAGUAAAUAUAAGCCUUAGGGUGUGUUCGUAAAUUCACUCUGGAGUGCCAGAGUGCGCUCUGUGCGUUCGUAAAUUCAAAGCUUUGUCAGAUUGUCCGUUGGUAAAUUCAGCGUGUUUCGCUCUUGGAGCGUCCAUAGCGCACGCUGAACGCUCCGGCCGAGGAGUAGGGUUGAUCCGAGCCUUCUGACCUCAAAAUGGCAGUCAAGCACCCAAGCUAACUGGCUAACGUUGGCUAGCUUGCUAGCUACUUCCAGACAAAAAUGAGAGCACCUGACUCUGACC